Messenger RNA from Arachis stenosperma, 702 nucleotides. RefSeq names its product ribulose bisphosphate carboxylase large chain-like. Gene Ontology annotation, molecular function: magnesium ion binding; ribulose-bisphosphate carboxylase activity. The transcript has a single exon. The record is from RefSeq and is a predicted model, not a curated record. Lineage: Eukaryota; Viridiplantae; Streptophyta; Magnoliopsida; Fabales; Fabaceae. The coding region runs from base 168 to 437 and encodes 89 amino acids.
UAGUAGGUAAACUUGAAGGGGAAAGAGAUAUUACUUUAGGUUUUGUUGAUUUAUUACGUGAUGAUUUUAUUGAAAAAGAUCGAAGCCGUGGGAUUUAUUUCACUCAGGAUUGGGUUUCUCUACCAGGUGUUCUUCCCGUUGCUUCAGGGGGUAUUCACGUUUGGCAUAUGCCUGCUCUGACCGAGAUCUUUGGAGAUGAUUCCGUACUCCAAUUCGGUGGUGGAACCUUAGGGCAUCCUUGGGGAAAUGCACCAGGUGCCGUAGCUAAUCGAGUAGCUCUCGAAGCAUGUGUACAGGCUCGGAAUGAGGGUCGUGAUCUUGCUCGUGAGGGUAAUGAAAUCAUCCGUGAGGCGAGCAAAUGGAGUCCUGAAUUAGCUGCUGCUUGUGAAGUAUGGAAGGCGAUCAAAUUUGAAUUCCCAGCAAUGGAUACUUUGUAAUCCGGUGGUUACUGUUCGUUCUAGAUAAUUGCAAUUAAACUCGGCUCAAUCUUCAAAAAAGGAUUGAGCCGAAGACAAAGAUACUUAAUUUAUUGCAUAAACAUAAUAUAUCUAUCUUAUUUUUCUUUUUUAUUAUAUCCAUAAAGUUCUAUAUUCUAAUCGAUUAGAUAUAUCUUAUCUAUUAGAUAUAUAUUAGAGUCUAGAAAUGUAGAGUAUAUAAAUAAAUGGAUAUGGAAUAGUUAAAUUGGAGUAUUUCAAUAAAGAG